CCCGGUGUUUAGGGUAACUGACAUGUUUCUAGCCGAGAACAGCUCACUCCCAGCGGGUCUCUGACCUGUCAAAAAAAAAAAAAAAACCCACCAUAUCAUGGCUGCUGCAACCAUGAUAUGCUGCAGCUUGAAAAAUGCCAGAAAAGUCUUCGCUCGGUGCCGCAACAGGAGCGUCCAGAGGAUGUUUUCCAGCGCUACGCACCAGGAAAACGAGACUGAACUCCGAGAUUCCACUUUGACUGCAGCAAACUUCCAGAGCAGACCCGGAAUGGAGAGGUUAACAGAUAAGAACAUCCUACCGUUUUCUGCUUUCUUGACCGACAGCUUUGGCCGCAGACAUAACUACCUGCGCAUCUCCCUGACUGAGAAAUGCAACCUUCGCUGUCAGUAUUGCAUGCCGGAGGAGGGAGUGAAGCUCACGCCGCGGGCCCAGCUGCUCUCCACCUCAGAGGUGCUGACCCUGGCUCGGCUCUUUGUCCGAGAGGGAGUGGAUAAAAUCCGCCUCACUGGAGGGGAGCCUCUCAUUCGACCCGAUGUUCUGGAUAUCAUUGCUGAAUUGAAGAAGCUGGACGGCCUGAAAACUGUUGCAGUCACAACCAACGGCAUCAACUUGUCCAGACUUUUGCCAAAGCUGAAAGAAGCCGGUCUGGACCUGAUUAACAUCAGCCUCGACUCACUGGUUCCAGCAAAAUUUGAGUUUAUAGUCAGACGAAAAGGUUUUCAUAAAGUCAUGGAAAGUAUUGAUAGAGCAGUGGAGUUGGGCUACAAUCCAGUCAAGAUCAACUGUGUGGUGAUGAGAGGCCUGAACGAGGAUGAGCUCUUAGAGUUUGUGCAGUUCACAGAGAAGAAGCCUCUGGAGGUGCGCUUCAUUGAAUACAUGCCCUUCGACGGAAACAAGUGGAACUUUAAGAAGAUGGUGAGUUACCAGGAGAUGCUGGACCAGAUCCGGCAGCAGUGGCCCAAUCUGGAAAGGCUUCAGUCUGGACCUGCUGACACUGCCAAGACUUUUAAAGUUCCCGGUUUUAAAGGUCACCUGGGCUUCAUCACCUCCAUGUCCGACCAUUUCUGCGGCUCCUGUAACCGUUUGCGUAUCACUGCAGAUGGAAACCUCAAGGUGUGUUUGUUCGGUAACUCUGAAGUUUCCCUCAGAGACCUUCUCCGUUCUGGGGCGUCUGACGAGGAGCUCCUGGAAAUUAUCGGAGCUGCUGUGGGCAGGAAGAAGAAACAACAUGCAGGCAUGUUCAGUAUCUCUCAGAUGAAGAACAGACCUAUGAUCCUCAUUGACAUGUCUGAGAUGUUUCUGCCAAGGCCAGAAAACCAACAGAGGGCUUCAUUCAUCGUCACUGAGCUAAAAAGUGGCCCGCUCCUUUAUCUGUCUGCAUCCUCUGACGAGUCUUGUUCAGGCAUCUGGAGAUUCCUGAACAGAGACGAGUUUCUGUGCCUUCCAGGCUGCACUGCUUUAACACAGACAGCCUUCAGUUGCUGCUUCAAGACCUCAGCGAGUGGCGGUUCACUCAUUAUGACUCAUAUCGGCAAAGAAAAGUGCCACGAUGUGACACCGCUUCACUCCUCGGACUUUGAUUAUGAUCUAGUUUUCACCAGUUUUCACACUAAGACUGCAAGUUUCCCGAAACGCACAAAUAUGAGCUUCAUAAAUGAAGACCGUCUCAGGUACGCACAAGCCAGUGUUCCUAAGGAACCGGGGAGCCCGUUAGUUUCUGCUCUCUGCACACUAAAAACCAAACUGAACCAGAAAAAUCAAAGUGUCAGGUUGUUUCACAGUGGAGGUUCUGCUGAGGAACGCCCAGACCAGACUCCGUUAGCCUUAGACAACGCUGAAGCCCAGCUGACGCACACAGACGCCCAGGGCAGAGCCACCAUGGUGGACGUCGGGGGGAAAGUUCCCACAUGCCGAACGGCCACAGCCAGCGCCACCGUCGUCCUUGGCGACGUCGCCUUCCGCCUCCUCCGAGACAACCAGCUGGCAAAAGGCGACGCCUUGACUGUGGCUCAGCUGGCCGGCAUCAUGGCAUCGAAGCAGACCGCCGCUCUCAUCCCGCUCUGCCACCCGCUCCCGCUGGACCACGCCUCCCUGACCUUUCACCUGGACGAGCCCCGCUGCUCUGUUGUUAUCACCGCAACCUGUCGCACCACGGGACGGACGGGGGUGGAGAUGGAGGCGCUGACGGCCGCCUCCGUGGCGGCGCUCACCGUCUACGACAUGUGCAAGGCCGUAAGCCACGACAUCGUCAUCACGGAUGUUAAACUCCUCCGCAAGACGGGCGGGAAGAGAGACUUUCAACGUCAGUGAACACAGGGAAACUGAACUGGAGGCAGGAUGCAGAAGGUCCCUUUCUGCAAAGCCAAGUGUGCCAUUAAGCAGAGUUCCUACAACUUUUUCAUUACAAAAUCCCUCUUUGAAGAAUCUAAUUACUAGAUUUGUUUGCUGUAUAAUUUCAGCAGAUACUGGCUAUUUGUGUACAAUUAUCUCUGACUCUGCUUGAAUAGUAGUUCAGUUUUACUAUUUUCUAGUUUAAAAAAAUAAAACCAUGCAAGUAUUGUAUUGAGCCAGUGCCGUUUUGGUAUCUGGACCAACUUAGAUCAGCUUUAUUUCCAAAUCAGUAACUCUUUAGUCAAAAAGGGAACAGAUAAUCCAAGACUACAUGGAGAAGGUGGAUUUUGUGAACCUUGGUACUUUUUGUUGAAAAAAGAAAAACAAGAGUUUUUGGGUUUCGUUUAGCAUUCUACUUCAAGUUUAUGAACCACAAGUUCACUUUAUCCUGAAUUUGUUGAGCUGAAACAAGUAAUUUGAUGUAGCAAAUAAAGGUAGAAGCGUUUUUAUCUGAUAUAGAGCAAUGAAAAAUUACAGGAAUAUUAAACUUUGUUAGACUUGUAUUGUAGAAAGAGUAAGAAGGAAAAAUGUCUUAAAAAUCAAACAUUUUCCAUACUCUGUCUUCUUUUUCUAUACUUGAAAUUGCAUAGGAACCCUGGUUAAGGCUAUUUAAAAGCUUCUACAACCACAUCAGGCAAUCUGAUUGUAAUCCCAGCUGACCUUCACUAUACUUGAAUCUUAAUUUGUAAAUCAAAUCAAUUUAACCAGUGUCCAUCCUUUAAUUUUACGUUGUGUCUUGCAGGAAUUCAUUUAUUCCACGUUUUGUCUGCAAACCGUGUUUCUCAGUUAAAAACAGUGAACAUUAACGUUUGCAUUCUGAAUGUCUUUAAUCAUCUUAAAUUAACUUUGAACGCAUGCCUGUCACAUCUCACCUGAUGUGCAUUGUUUUACCUAACAUCAUCAUGAAUGUCUGUACAGUUUUAUAGAGUUAAUUUAGUCUAAUGCAGCUUAACUCAUCCCCAUAGAAGUGUUGAUCUCAUUUUAUGGGGUUCAUUUUUGCAUUUUUAUAGUUCAUGUGACAUCUUAAGUCUAGUUUGUAAGCUAUAUCAAUUCCUCAUUACACAAUUAUGUACCUAAUAGCUAAGAUAUGUGAGGGUCUGAGUGUUGGUUUUUCUCUUGUUAUAGAAAAUAGUUGUAUUCAUUGACCUCCAAAAUCCUUAGUAUUUAAAUUUUUACAAAGAUAUGCAGACGAGGAGACGAGUCUCUGGAGGGUAGUUUACAAAUUUCCAGUAGAAUAUUCUAUUCUACAGAUUCUCCUAUGAAAUGUUCCUUUUGUUCACAGUCUGAAACAUAAUUUUGAUGUGUUUGAAUCCAGAAUUAAAAGUAAAGUAACUGCACACAUUUUACAUCUUCAUGGUGUAUUUCAGUUAAAAGCAGCUUAGUUUUUCUAUGAAAUAAGUUUAUACAGACAUUGGACAAAACAGCCUUGAUCUGCACUAAUGACAGUGUAGAAAUGUAGAACUAAUUUAAUAAACACAUGAUUCUGA
Molecule: messenger RNA, 3879 nt
Organism: Fundulus heteroclitus (mummichog)
Lineage: Eukaryota; Metazoa; Chordata; Actinopteri; Cyprinodontiformes; Fundulidae
Gene: mocs1
Product: molybdenum cofactor synthesis 1
Exons: 11
Coding region: 98-2311 (737 amino acids)
Biological process (GO): Mo-molybdopterin cofactor biosynthetic process
Molecular function (GO): GTP 3',8'-cyclase activity; 4 iron, 4 sulfur cluster binding; cyclic pyranopterin monophosphate synthase activity
Source: RefSeq, a predicted model, not a curated record